AGUGAUUUGAGUUAUCUGUCAUCGUAUGUACAUUGUCACCCUUCUUCUGGCAGUUCUGGUCUACUCCCGGUCAGCAGCACCGCCACCACCUCUCUGGUUAGGUUAAGUAUUUGAAAGCUUAACCGCCCGCCGUUUCCUGUCUAGAUUUUGCCCAUAUGUCUUCAGUUCGUUGUUCAUCGUGCAAUUUGUUUGUUCUUUGAGAAGGGGAAAAAAUUAGUCACACAUCUACACACACGCACGCACUCACUAGCAACAAUGGCCACCAUGACUGCUAACAUCGGGCCCGCUGCCAGUUACCCUUCACCCCCACAAUAUUCACCCCCCUCAGAUAAACAAAUGAUUGAUGGCAGCUACGAGCCUAAUUCAAUGUCGUCUUCUUCAUCUCCACAUGCCACUCAUGGCAACUCUAACGACAAGAGUCCUCUGUCGUCGCUGAACCUCAACUUUCUCAAGACACUCAGCGAAAAGAGGACGACGAGGGAUGGCAACCCCCCGAAGAGACGGGGUCCUAAACCUGAUAGCAAGCCAGCUUUGACCCGCCGUCAAGAGUUAAACCGUCAGGCACAAAGAACCCACCGUGAGCGUAAGGAGCUUUACAUCAAGGCACUGGAAGAUGAGGUGCUGCGAUUAAAGGAGGUGUUCAGCAACGUAUCACAGGAUAAGGAUAAGCUCGCCGAGGAGAACCGACAUCUGCGAAGCCUCCUGCAGCAGAAUGGCAUUGCGGCGUCCGGCGUCGGAGCCAUGGACGAUGUCAUCAGCAACCCUAGCAUGGGAUACACAUCGAGCGGGAGCAUCUCCGGCAGCUACGCACCCGGCUCCAGCUCCGCAUUCACACCACCCAUGACAGCCAUCUCAUCGCUCCCUUCGGUGGCCGGCUCCGCGCAUAUGAUGGGUGCCCACAUGGGCCAGCAGCACCCUGUUCAGAGCGUAGUGGACUACGACCAGGCUGGGAUUGAUUUCGUGUUAGCUCUCGAGAAACCCUGCAUGGACCACCUACCGUGGUUGCUAGAGAAAGGCAGCGAUAACCCCGGCGAGCCCUGCGGCCACGCGCUGAUGGCCUCGUGCCCCCCUGAGCCAUUCGCCGAGCUCAACAGCGAGAUCCCCUUCGGCCAUUCCCACAGUGCCGCUGCCGAAGGGGGCGAGGCCACGACGAAGAAAGGAGAGCAACAGCCUCUGAGGACUUGGGAGCUUUCCAAGGGAGACCUCACGACCCUCCUCGACCUGAGCAAGAGAUUAGAUCUCGACGGAGAGAUCACCCCCGUCAUGGCCUGGGGCAUGAUUCUAGGGCACCCCCGCCUCACAGAAUUGACCCACAAGGACUUCAAGAAGAUCACCGAGGACCUCAAGGACAAAGUCCGCUGCUACGGGUACGUCAAUUGAAUCAAUACAUCUUUGUUUUGCUCUAUUCGACUAGAUGCUAACCAAGACAUGCAAUAGAUUCGGCGCCGUCAUGGAAGAAUUCGAAGUGCGUGACUCUCUCACCGCCGUCUUCUCCGCCAAGCCAGAGGCGACCAUGGGUGCUUUCUAAGCAAAGCAAGAAGUGCAGCGCCGCCCUAUACAAUAGGGCUGGCCCGCGGCUCAUCCAGCACACCCUUGUAACCUCUACGACUGUAAUGACCCAAAAAAAAUUGCAACCUUAUCUGGGAGUGUAGACUGUAUUCUCAUUUUUUGAAGGAUACGAGCGUAGCGAGUGUGCAGAUGCUCCGACGCUCAGGCGAGAGAUAGUACCGGAGUCGGAGCUAUGGUGAUAUUAUUAUUUCAGGCGGCCCUUUCUCUGAUUUAUAUACUUAAUGGAAAUACCAUACCUACUGUAGUAGUCUUUUUGCCAAUACAAAUUUGAUAUUACUGCAGUUCUUCUAAGAU
Molecule: messenger RNA, 1863 nt
Organism: Xylaria bambusicola
Lineage: Eukaryota; Fungi; Ascomycota; Sordariomycetes; Xylariales; Xylariaceae
Exons: 3
Coding region: 256-1380 (374 amino acids)
Cellular component (GO): RNA polymerase II transcription regulator complex
Molecular function (GO): DNA-binding transcription activator activity, RNA polymerase II-specific; transcription cis-regulatory region binding
Source: RefSeq, a predicted model, not a curated record